Messenger RNA from Ambispora leptoticha, 633 nucleotides. Lineage: Eukaryota; Fungi; Glomeromycota; Glomeromycetes; Archaeosporales; Ambisporaceae. The record is from the annotation of a GenBank genome assembly.
AUGUUGCGACUUCUAUACCGACGUGACUUUUCCGACAACAUCACCAUCCAAACUCUAGUGCUCUCAAUUUCAAUAUUCUUCGCGUUUCUUAUCACCGUAUCGCUAUUUACUGUCGUUGUACGUGGUCAUAUGAAAAAUCGACUGAAAGCGAUGAAAAUGCCGAAAAAUAAAGACGGAAGUGUAUUGCAAUGGCAGCAGUUAAAACUUCGUCCAUUACGUUUGGUGACCAAGAAUCAGGUAAAAGAUGACAUUCAAAUUGAUUUUGAACGUGAAUUACAUCAACAAAAACCCACCAUAAACGCAAAAAAGUCUGGAACUUCUAACCAGAAGAAUAGUAAUGGUGAUAUCAAUAAUAACAUUAGAGUAAUAAUAGACGUGAAAACAACAACAGAAUUCGCGAAUAAUUUUGUAACAAAUAAUAGCGACCUAAAUAGUGAUCAUGAAAUUGUUCAUAAAGAAAAAGAUGGUCCCCUUGAAGACAAAGACGAAAAAGAUCAAAGUUUUGAGGAACAAGAAGAAACUUUAAUUAUUGGACAAGAAACACUCGAUGUAUUUCAGCCUUCGAGUAUCGAAAGAUGCUUACUAUUCGGAUUCAACAAUGAAAGACGCGAAUCUGCCAUUAUUAUAACCUGA